AUGGCCGUGACCUGCUGUGCGCUCACCAGCCUAGUGGUCAUGAACAGCGCUAGCGAGGCGAAGAGUGGCGGCCCGGGGCCCAGCGGCAGUGAUACGCCCUCAGCCCCGAGCCUCGACAGUGUUUUCAGUCCUGGGACGACGGCAGCCUCUUUCCUUUUCCCCCACGCCGUGGAACCGCGCAGCCCCAGCGGCCGGCGCAGACUGAGUAGUGGCGGCGGCGUGGGAAGCCCGGGGCGCCUGCGGGAGGACCGGCUGCUUGGGACGACCACCGGCGUCCUCUCCCCUCCGAGCCCGGAGGAGGCCCAGAGGAAGCUGCGGAUUCUGCAGCGCGAGUUGCAGAAUGUGCAGGUGAACCAGAAAGUGGGCCUGUUCGAGGCUCACAUCCAGGCACAGAGCGCCGCCGCCCUGGCGCCCCUCAGCCCUCGCCUGGGUCGGGCCCGCUCGCCCUCCCCGAGACCCUUCCGCAGCAGCAGCCAGCCUCCGGAAAGGGGCCUGGUUCAGGGCCCCCCCAUCGAGGAACGAAGGACAAAAUCCUGGGGGGACCAGUGUCCAGAGACUCCCAAUGUGGCAGGAGAGUGCAGCCGGAGCCCCUCGAAGGACACGGAGGAAAUGGCAGACACGGAGGAAAUGGCAGCCCUCCUGGGCCCCACCACCCUAACAGGACCAUACACUCAUAAUCCAGCGGCUCCAUUGAAGGAGAAGGGGCCACCUGCCAGUCUCCACAGUGGCUCACCAGUCCUUGAUGUGGAAGUUGACAAGACAGUCAGUUUUCUUUCAGAAACUUGGAAGGGUGGAGCUCCCAUAUCAGAGACUGUUGGACCAAGCCUAGUGAUAGCCACAGAAGUGGCAGCGAUGGCCAUAUCCACAGGGCAUCACUGUCCACGUGAUACCGCUCUCAUUGAGUGGGCCAGCAAACUUGGGGCCUCCAACCCCUGGGAGGCCCUGGUAGAGGGACAAGGGCAGUUUCUGGGCAGUGAGACAAGCCCAGCCCCAGAGCCAGUCGGCCAGUGCAGUGGAGAGGCUCCUGGAAAGGUAGGGGGAGGGGUCCUGCCCUGUGGCAGCCCAUGCUCCAGGGUGCCUGAAGUCACUAAAAAGCCAGAGGAACGAACUGCAAAUGCACAGAGCUCAGAGCCAUUAGAGGUCUACAGCUGCUCCACGCUGCCUGGACACCUGGGUUCCAUAGGUGGUGGAGAGGUUCAGAGUGGGAUCUCUGGGAGUGAAGAGGCCCAGCCACUCCCUGCCCGAGUGGGGGAAGGGUCUCCUAUGCUAGGCUUGCUUGGGGGCAGUCCCACAGCACAGCCAGGGAUCAAACAGGUGGAGGUGAGCAUUCCUUCUGGCAGAAUGUUGGAGUCUUUAUCCUGUUGGGAACUAGAGAGAGGCCAGAAUGAACCCCAGUGCCUUCCCAGGGAUAGGGUGGGUGUGCAGACUGGGGGCUCCAGACCUUGGCUGCCUCCCAUGGAGGAAGCUGGCCUGGCCUGGAUUCUAGGCACAGGGGUACAAAAGAGGAUUCGGGAAAGUCAGCUGCAGGAUGGUGAUGCCUACCCCAGACCUGGGCAGCUGCCCUUGGACCAGGACAAGACUGCCUUGGGAGAGACCUGCAACCUUAGCAACAUGCCUGCCAUUCCUGCAGUCAUCAUUACAGAUGUGGGGGCCCAGGAGGAUGGGGGCCUGGAGGAGGUGCAUGAAAGCCCUCAGAGCAGCCUGCCCCUGAGGAAGCUGUCCUCCUCUUCUGCCUCCUCCACGGGCUUCUCCUCAUCCUACGAAGACUCAGAAGAGGACAUCUCCAGUGACCCUGAACGCACCCUAGACCCCAACGCAGCCUUUCUUCAUACCCUGGACCAGCAGAAACCCAGAGUGGGGAAUCACGCUGUCAGACAUGGCCUGAUGGAGAAAGGCUGUGAGGACAACAUGACUGCAGACAAGGGUUUGUCACAGCAAUUUCACCACUGCAGGGAAAGAAGCUAAUGAGAACCAGAGAAAAAUGAGUAACAACUCAUCGAAGUAUUCUUUGGUCUUUGAGAAACCAUCUAAUUUUAUCUGCUUGCCACUUGAAUAUAUAAUCAUAAUUGCGGCGAACUUUGGUCAAGUCCUUCUGUGUCAAGCAGUGUUCUAAAUGUCUUUUGUGGGUCAUCUCAUUUAAUCCUCACAGCAGCUGUUUCAGAAAAGCUAUGAAUUCCCCAUAGAGUGAAGAGGCAUAGUGAGUGCCUAGUGAUGAGCUGCCAUCUACUUUGGGGUCAGAGCUUUAGACCUUUAGGUUGUGUACUCUGUCCUGCUGUUGCUUUGUUGGCAGUUUUCAUGUUUUUGAUAGCAGUCAAUUCCCACACAUAGCAAUGAACAUGUUCCUAAAUAUGAUCCUCUUUCCUCUCACUUUAGUCACUUACUUGGGAAAUGAUUCCCUUCAGAGGUCAGGGGACAAAAGCCAAGAGAGAAUGCAGUUUGAUGUUUCAUCUUCCUGCAGUACUUUGUGGUAAGGCCCAACCAGUUGCAGAGUCACUCACAAAGUAACUAUAACCCUUCCUCUACUUCCACUGGCUUUUAUUUAUAAUUUGCAAUUGUCCAAUUAUCUCUUAAAGAGGUUUUAAUUUUUUUUUCUCUUCAAGAGGGAUUCUACAUUAGUUUCCUUGAGUUGAUGGCCUCUAAUUACUCACUUGUAAACAGCCUGUUGAUCUGUAUGGGAGAAUCACCGAACACAUAUCAAUAGCAUUUUUAUAUAGCGAACUGUCAGUUAUGUUAUUUACAGACAUUUUCCCAUCCCAAAGUAAUCUCUGAAAAUUGUACCUCAUUUGUAAGAAAGUUCUCAUUCUGAAUUAGUCUUCCCCUUGUGAACUAGUUCAAAAUUGGUCUGGUCUGAUACCUAGAGACCAUAUGAUAUUAGGACCCAGUAGUUUUUGCUGAUUUCUCCUUAUUUGCAGACCAGCCUUGGAUAGGUUCUUGGAGCACUGAACUGUGUCCACAGUGUGGAGACUAGACUUUUUGGAAACUCUUUUUGGGCCCCUAAGAAAUAACUUGGUUGAGUGUUCAGUGGCUGACUGUUGGCGGUGCCCAGCCACCCCAAUGCCCUAGAGACUUCAGAAGGGUGAAGGGAGGGGUGAUGGCACACCCAGCCCUAGAAAUCCAGACAGAAUGAUGCUCAGAGACUUUCACAGAAAUAGAAAAGGACUUCUGGCUCUUGUGGACUACUGUAGCAUCGUUGUCCCCAUCCCUCCCCCCACAACCCGCCAGGCUGCAACUUGCUUCAGAAGGUGACAUACAUUUGUCCCCUGGAACACUUAGUUGAAUCUUUUGGGCCUUGUGUGUAAAAUCCAAGAGCUGGUGUAGGUCAUUGGCUUUUUAAAAACUCAUUUUGGGUCUGGCACCAUUUUAGAAAAAUGAAAGCUGGACCCCUCUUCUGGGAGAAUGAUGUUUCUCACAGGCCAUUUGCAAGUAGAAGUCUGUCUUGCAGUCCUCUGACUAUGUAAUUAGAGCCCAAAGACUUACUGACCUCUGACAUCUAUCUCAAUUUAGAAAGCCCACAUUCUAGAAAGUUUCCGGUUAAGAAAACUAUGGAUGGGGUAGCUAAAAAGAGUUUCUUGAACUUGAGUUGGAAGAACCACUGUCCGCCCCAAAAGGUUUCAUUAUCAGGUAUUUUAUGUGUUAUCACUUGAUAAUUCUCAGGAUUGAAUUCAACAUUGUAACACUAUGUUCUUUCCCUUCAACUUUUUUCAUUUUUUUCUUUUUUUUUUUUUUUUUCAUUUUUUUUAUCGGUACCAAGGAUCGAACUCACGACCGCCUGCUUGCAAGGCAGGUGCUUAUGCCGCUGAGCUAAAUCCCCAGCCCCCUCCCUUCAACUUUUUAAUAAAUUUUGUACUGCUUCUGAAAUUACUGAAAUAUUUUAGUAGGAAGUGAAAUCAUUUGCCCAGGUGUUCCUGGCAACUCCAGAAGCUGUUGGCCUCUGCCUCCUGACCCUUAGCCUUCUCUCGAAAGCCCUUUAGCACCUUAGAACAAGACAGGAAAGUCUGAUUGGGUUGAUGUGUAUGUGAUCAGGGAAAGGCUGAGUGUUGGAAGAUGAGAGAAGAUUUCCUUUCAGUUGGUCCAUGACUACUUUCCUGACACUGUGGGCCUGCUUGCUUAAGAGGCUUUGCUUCAGUUCCCAGGGACUUUUAAUUCCUCAAAAUACUUGUCUGACGGGAGUCCUAAGGAAUGAUUUCAGCUUCAGAGGUCAGGAGAAAAUUCCAGGGCAAACCGAUAUAGUUGGAGGGAAGAUGCCCACAGUCUUCAGCUGGGGAAACCAUCCCAGCCUCCCAGAAUGGGUGGAACAGUCACAGAUGAGCCUGGUGGGAGAUAUGGAAGGGCUGUGAGCCUGUGUGUAUGGGCACCAGGUGUUUUUCAUAGUUGGCUUUGGCCCAGGGAGUUGACAGGCAGAUUGGAGGAUCAGAAUUUUGAACUACAAUUUCAUGUUUCUGGACUCAUUUCCCUCCCUCAGACCACCAUAAUAUUCCUGGAAAACGUAGGAUCAGUGAUAAAGGAAUUGACUCCUAGUAUUUUAUGAAAUUUUCGGAUGAUUUUGCUACCUGAGAGUGGCGUUGAGGGUGAGGAACCUCAGGAUUCCUGACUUGAACUCUUUGUAGCCCAUUCUGGUUCCACCAUAGUUAUUAAUGCUGUUAUCUGCAACCUGUCCUCAAAUUCAUCUCUGAACAUUUAGUACUUUUGGCCAAUGCUCAAUUUUUUUUAAAGCACAUCCUUUUGCCAGUAAUUCUUUCAAAAUCUUAGGUUUUAUAAAGAGUUUGUUCCACAUUGCAAAGGUGCCCAUGACUUGUAAGAAAAGUCAUUGCAGCAGAAGGCUCUAAACAGAGUGGAAGCUGGAUGAAGUGGCAGGUUUUGGGUGCUGAACUUUCACACCUGUUCAGUGGGGAAUAUCGCAGGGCGAAGCUUCACUGUUAAGGUGCCAGGAUGAGGCCCUGCUUUGUGUCAAGCCACUGUGAACACUUCCUUGUCAUUUUUAUCGUCACUGCUUUUGUCACAUCGUUUUGCUCAUCUCCCUAGUGAGAAAAUAUUGCUUUCCAGAAAGACUAUUUUUAUUGUUGCCUGCUGAGUUGUUUCCCAUAGUGACCCGGAAGAAAGGUCAGAGGGUUCUUCUCUAGCUCUGUAGGUCUUCAUCAUUUUACACAGGAAAUUCUUACAACGCUGACUAGUUAUGACUAGGCUAUAGCUAGCCUGGAUUAUAUAACGUUUUUAAAAGAUAAGUUGUUAUCAUUUUCUUGGUCUUGUAUAAUUACAUUGGGAUCUAAUGUAGUAAGAGUUAAUAACUUGUAAUUGGUAUUUUAUGACAUGCUAAACAUUAUUCUGACGUGCUCAUGCUAUUACUGUUUGUACUUGUUUCUUGGUCUCUUGUUUCAUAAUACAAACAAAUGGAAUUCAGUUUAAGACUGAAUUUUUAUGAAAAGUUUGAAUCAGAACAGUUCUAGAGCUGGACUCUAUGGAAAUGUAAGCUGCUGACCAACAACACGGAAUGCAGAGCCAGUCCUUUGCAAGCUCUCGGUGGGGUUCGACAUUAAAUUUAAGAAAUUAAUAACCUUGUGUGUCCCAGAGUGGGAGGGGCGCACUGAAGUGACUUCAGAUUUGAGCACCAGAAGACCUAUAAUGCCCCCCUCAGUUCUAAGCCCCACCAAAGUGUGAUACUCGUUUUACAAACGGGGAGUUUCCCCGAGCACCCACAGUUCCGGGGCGCUGCCCCUCCCGGAGGGUUCCAGAGUUGGAGCUUGGCCUCCCACCGGGAGGGCGCCGGCAGGACAGGCCCUGCCCCAGAGCCGGGGUUAGCGGCCCGCCCCGUCACGUGACCGGCGCCCCGGAGCACUCUGGGAGGCGGCGCCCCCUCACGGGCUGCGGCGGGGCGGCAGGCGAGCGGUGGGCGGAGGCCGCGUGGGUGUCGGCGAGCGCGCGGUCCGUGGGUUCUUCGGCCGCAGGACUGUGAGGAGCGAGGCGGUGGCUGGCAGCCCCGAGAGCGCUUCUCCGCGGUGCUGCGGGCGGCGCGCCCGUCACCGCGUCGGCACGCCCACCUCGUAAUCACUCAGACGCGCACUUCGCCUUGGCAGGCCACAGCGAGUCUUCCUUCGGGUCCUUGUUAGACCUCAGUGUUUGAGCUGCUGAAACCCAGGGCAUGUUUGAUUUAGAUAUUUUACUGUUAGGAAAAUAAAUCACCUCCUGCAGUUGCGCCAGCUCUGAUAGUUCCUCGGUAGGAUCAGGGUGGACGGUCUUGUAGGAAGAAAGCUAACUCGAAAGGAAUACAAAA
This is a messenger RNA of Cavia porcellus (domestic guinea pig), 6268 nucleotides long. RefSeq names its product inositol-trisphosphate 3-kinase B (gene Itpkb). The coding region runs from base 1 to 1965 and encodes 654 amino acids. Lineage: Eukaryota; Metazoa; Chordata; Mammalia; Rodentia; Caviidae. The transcript is spliced from 3 exons. Gene Ontology annotation, molecular function: inositol tetrakisphosphate kinase activity; inositol-1,4,5-trisphosphate 3-kinase activity. The record is from RefSeq and is a predicted model, not a curated record. Gene Ontology annotation, cellular component: nucleus; cytoplasm. Gene Ontology annotation, biological process: inositol phosphate biosynthetic process.